Molecule: messenger RNA, 1620 nt
Organism: Pseudomassariella vexata
Lineage: Eukaryota; Fungi; Ascomycota; Sordariomycetes; Amphisphaeriales; Pseudomassariaceae
Product: family 72 glycoside hydrolase
Exons: 1
Coding region: 1-1620 (539 amino acids)
Biological process (GO): fungal-type cell wall (1->3)-beta-D-glucan biosynthetic process
Cellular component (GO): fungal-type cell wall; cytoplasm
Molecular function (GO): 1,3-beta-glucanosyltransferase activity
Source: RefSeq, a predicted model, not a curated record
AUGGGCUUCCUCAAGACGGCACUGACAUCGUCGGUGCUUCUGGCUGGCCAUGCCAUCGCAGCCGACCUGCCCUCCAUCAAGAUGAAGGGCAGCAAGUUCUUCUUCGAGAAUGGCACCCAGUUCUUCAUGAAGGGCGUCGCCUACCAACAAGAAACCGGCGCUGCCGGUGAGACGACGACCAACAAAUAUAUCGACCCUCUCAGUGACGAGGCCAUCUGCGAACGUGAUGUCCCUCUCCUUGCUGCUCUGGGCACGAACACGAUCCGAACCUACGCCAUCGACCCUACCGCCGACCACUCAGCCUGCAUGGCCUUGCUUCAAGAGAACGGCAUCUACGUCGUCUCUGACCUGAGCGAGCCGGCUCUCUCAAUUAAUCGUGAUGAUCCCAAGUGGGACACGGAGCUGUUUGCGCGCUACAAGAGCGUCGUCGACGAGAUGAGCAAGUACAGCAACGUCAUCGGCUUCUUCGCCGGAAACGAGGUCACCAACAGCAAGAACAACACCGAGGCAUCUGCUUAUGUCAAGGCAGCUGUUCGUGACACCAAGGCCUACAUUGCCGACAACAUCAAUCGUUGGAUGGGUGUUGGAUACGCCGCCAACGACGACGACGCGAUUCGUGCCCACAUUGCCCAGUACUUCAACUGUGGCGAGGAGAGCGACUCCAUUGACUUCUGGGGUUACAACAUCUAUUCCUGGUGCGGCUCCGAGAGCAGCAUGUCCAUCUCUGGUUACGACAAGCAGGUCGAAUUCUUCCAGAACUACUCUGUCCCCGUCUUCUUUGCCGAAUACGGUUGCAACACUGGCGGUGCCGAGUCUCGCGUCUGGGACGAUACCACGGCCCUUUACUCCGACGAAAUGACCGAUGUCUUCUCCGGCGGCAUCGUCUACAUGUACUUCCAGGAGGACAACGACUACGGUAUCGUCUCCAUCUCCAACGACGAGGCCUCUACCAUGGAUAACUACAAGGCCCUGAAAACCAAGUUGGCAUCCGUCAGCCCCUCGUCGACCGCGUAUGACUCCUACAGCCCCACCAACAGCGCCCAGGCCUGCCCUUCCAUUGUCGACACGUGGAAGGCCUCCGAGAACCUCCCUCCCACGCCUGACAGCGAGCUCUGCGAGUGUAUGUUCAACUCGAUCUCCUGCGGUCCUGCUUCUGACCUGUCCACCGACGACUAUGGUGACAUCUUCGCGUACAUCUGCGAGAACGACGCUGAGGGUUGCACCGGAAUCAAUGGCAACGCCACCACUGGUGUCUACGGUCCUUACGUCAUGUGCAAUGACACCCAGAAGUUGGGUUACGUCCUUGACCACUACUACAAGUCUCUAGACCAGGCCUCCGACGCCUGCGACUUCGAAGGACAGGCUGUUGUCAACAGCGACGUUGCAUCCGACUCGGCAUGCAGCGACAAGCUCGCCAGCGCCAGCUCUGCCGCCGAGGUUGCGGCCACAGCCACGUCUCCUAGCACUAGCAACAGCACCGGCACUGGUUCUUCUUCCUCCGAGAGCGGCAACCCGGCCAACAACCUCAGAAUGAACCGCCUGUUCGCGCUGGGCGAUCUUGCCAUUGGAGCUUACCUGCUGGUGGCCAUGGGUGUUGGUGCCGGCAUGGUCCUCUUGUAA